AUGUGGCUCCUGCUGUCUUAUGGUGCUGACCCAACCCUGGCUACAUAUUCGGGGCAGACUGCCCUGAAGCUGGCCAGCAGCGAAAACAUGAAAAACUUCCUUAAUGGUAGGUUUCCAUUUGUCAAAGGUAAGGCAGCAAUUUUAUUCCCCUGCACACACACACACCCUGGCCAUUGGAUACUAGAUAUAACGCAUGUGUUGCUGCAGUCGAAAAUGCACAUGGGUUUUGCAGGGAAAGUGCUUGAUUUGCAUUAAAGGACAUCAUUCUGCAGGAUAUAUGCAUGCUUCAAUGGGUUGAUUCUGGUGCUUAGUUUUCCCUCUAAGGAGGGCUUUGGAUGGAUUCAUGUUGGAGGGCUCUACUUUGAAAACAUUAGACUAGAAUCCUACAUGAAUCUUGCUAGAAGGUACCUGUGAGCAAAAGACGAAGAUUUUUGCUCUCAUUAAAGGCUUGCAAAGUUCAAUGUGGAUUUAUCAUAACAUCACAAUCUUUUGUGAUAAAUCCACAUUGAAUUAUCCCUUUAAUCCAGGGUUUCCCAAACUUUGGUCUCCAGCUGUUUUUUUUGGACUACAUUUCCCAUCAUCCCUGACCACUUGUCCUGCUAGCUUGUGGUGAUGGGAGUUGUAGUCCAACGACAGCUGGAGGCAUAAGUUUGGGAAACCCUGCUUUAAUCAGUCUUUAUGGCAAGGAUUGUGGAGCCUUCAUCCUGCAGGCCAAUCUUGAGUCCAGUUUGGCCCAUGAGGCCAUUUCCUCUAAACUGUGCCCCCUCUGGUCAGUCACCUGACAUCACUUUGAUGGGUGGGUGAAAACAGCUGAUGGGCUGUUCAGUUCUGCAUGGGCUGUGCCUGCCUGUUCCCCACAUGGAGCUGGUAUGCUCAGCCAAAGCAUCAGUAUUUUAAGUGCCCACCCAUCACCUGAUGAGAGAGAGUUCAGUUCUGCUCCUUGCUGCUUCCUGGUGACUUUUUCCUUCUGCAAGUUAACUUAAACAGGUGGGCAAGAUUGCCUACUUAAUGGUCACCCAAUGGCAGAUGGGUUGCCUCUGCCUACCUGUAGAAGUUCAGCCACAAGGAUGGGGGGAGAUAAAAUAUCUGGCACACUAGGUCAAAAAUUCCCCCAUCUUACUCUCUGGGAACCUUGCCUAAGCACCUGAAAACGCAUUGACAUCUCAGCUUCCUUUAUUCCAUUUUAUCUUCUUGCAGAUUACCUCUUGGAUCUGCAGGGUCGAGCUGAAGGGGACCCCCAUACAGCCUGGGAUUUUUACAGCAGCACUAUAUUAGGUGAGUAGACCCCACCUACCUCUUUUCCCUGCUCCCUGGAACAACAAGUAGUGGAGCUGAUCGGCUUCCCUAGAGGCAGGAUGUUUGGAGCAAGGGAAUGAAGUGCAGGGCAUUUUUUAUUUGUUUCCCAAGCACUCUGUCUUUUGGUCUUAAACCACUUGCUCCUGCAGCGUACUGAGUGGAGGAGACAGAUCUUCAAAGAUGUGUUUGAACCAUUUUCUUCAAAUGGUGGGUGAUUUUGCUCAGUUACUGCCCUUUGAAGAAACUGGUUUGGUUGACCCUUCAAGCUCAAGACAUAUUGGUCUCACAAGUGCACCUUGGGAUGUUUCUGUUGGGAUACUGCCAAGGAGACAGAGGCAUCAGACAGGCCCCCAGUCGCCUCCGGACGAUCACUGGUCUCCCGUGGAACAGCAUCAGUCAAUUAGCGACAUGAGCCUCAGAGACAUUCCAAGGCCCGUGCACACCCUUUCAGCAGUCUCCACAACGAAAGAUGUAGACAGGAGAGCACAUUUACAGCUUUAUUCAACGUAGAUCAGAACAAAGGAAAAACAUGACUGCUUGCCUCCGUGUCCAGGAAAACAGCCAGAACAAAAGCUAUAUACAAAACAGAAGUUCCCAGCGAGAGCUGGAACGAAACAGGAAUGUGAUAAACAACAAUCAUGCCUGACCAUUUAAGGUGGAACGAAACUAUAUCCUAACAUCCUCCCCCUUUCCGUGUAACCUGUAGUACCUGUGGUUCAACCCAAUUGCAAAAUCUGUACAUAAACCUUAAGUUGUUCUCUGUUAACAACCUUAGACAACAGAUCAGCAGGAAUUUCAUUUCCUGGCAUGUAGGACACCUGAAUGAGUCCUUUCUGAAUACACUCUCUUGCACAAUGUAACUUAAUCUGCAAGUACUUGGUUCUUUGCUUGCAACUCUCUGAGUUCAGCAAAGCCAAACAGGAUCUAUUGUCUUGAUAUACCUGUAUAGGACAUUUCACAGAAACUCUGAUGUCCUGAAACAGUUGCAUCGACCAUUCACAACCCAUGAGUGAAAAUGACAGAGCAUUGAGUUCUGCUUCACAGGAACUUAGGCUUACUGUCGUCUGCUUUUUGCAUAGCCAGUAAAACAGACAAUGGUUGUACAUGUAGCAUGCUCCAGAAGUGCUUGUACCAUCCAUGGUGUCACUUCCAAAACUAGCAUCUGCAAAGAUUUCAAGACCUGCAGUCUUCUGACUGGUGAACCUCAGCCUGUAGUGCAAAGUCCCCUUCAAAUAGCAGGCUAUGCGCUUCAGAGCUUUCCAAUCCUGAACAGUAGGAUUGUUGGCAUGUCUGCUAAGCAGGUUAGUGCUUACAGCUAUGUCAGGUCUUGAACAUCUAGCAAUGAGAUUCAGCUUGCCUAGAAUGCAUCUGUACAGUGUGGUGUCAGAAAAUGCUUCAGCAGUACUAUCUACCUGGUAACCUGUCACCAUCGGUGUGUCUGCUGUUUUUGCAUCAACCAAAUUCAGCCUGGUUAAUACAUCAGCAAUUUUCUGUGUUUGGUGUACCAGAAAAUUACCUGCUUGGUCCUUCUCCACCUGCAGAGAAAGAUAGUUGGAUACCUCACCAAGAUCCUUCAUGUCAAAGUGCUCCUUCAGCUGAGCUAGGGUGCUUUGGUAGAAAGCCUGAUUCUUCCAAAACAUCAGAAGAUCAUCAACAAAACAUAAACAAUACAGUUUUUUUUGCCCCUCCUCCUUGACAAACACACAGCUUUGCCUUGGUGAAAACCUAGAGAAAGCAAUGUCUCAGUGAGUUUUGUGUUCCAACACCUGGCACUCUGCUUGAGACCAUAUAAGGACUUCCGUAGUUUACAGACUAUUCGCUUCUGUAUCUGCACUCCAUCAGGUGGAAGCAUAUACAGCUCCUCCCCCAAAAUCCCGUACAAAAAAGCUGUGUUCGCAUCGUGAUGAGAAACGUGCAGUUUCUCCUCUGCAGCAAUCGUGAGCAUUAGCCUAAUGCUCUCAUACUUGACGGUGGGUGAGUAGGUCUCGUGGUAAUCCUGUCCUGGUACCUGUGAAAAACCUCUAGCGACCAAUCUGGCUUUGUGCCUUACAACCUUGCCAAUCUGGUCUGUCUUGGCCUUGAAGACCCAUUUGCUGCCAACCAGCCUCAUUCCUGGGACUACUGGGACUAGCUCCCAGGUUUGGUUCCUAUUCAAGGAAUCAGCUUCAGCCUUCAUGGCAUUAAGCCAUGGCUCAGUAUCUUUAGAGGUCAACUCCUGAACCUCUUUGAAGCUUGAAGGUUCCCACACCUUCUCUAAGCUACUAAGAACAGCAGUUGCUGUCUUAGCAAACACAUCAGCAAAUCUCUUUGGAGGUUUGCCUUUUGUGGCCCUUUCAGAUCUGCGUACUAGACGCAAGUCUUCUGCACUCAUCUUCUCCUUCUUAGGAGAAAAGUGACCAAUGGUGAACAGUGGUUCUCCCAGUUCAGUGUCAGACGCAUCAGAUGGUCUGACUGAGGCCUUUGCGCUCUUGUAGUCUGCUGUGUCAUCACUGUCACUGACACCAGCAGCAGCGCCGCCCACUGAACUGGAAUCCAAACUCUGAUCAUCAUCCUCAGCUUCCUCGUCUACCUCAUCAUCAUCAUCUGCUUCUUUCACAUCAUCUUCAUCCUCCUCUGAGUGACUCUGGAAAAUUCCCACAUUCCCCCCCCCCCACUUAGGAUUGUACUCAACACUCUUUGUGAGCCUAAUGGACUUAGAGUCAGUCAUGAAUACCCUGUAUGCACCUUUUUCGUACCCCAUGAACAAACCAUGUGCCCCACACUUCCCAAGCUUGCUGUUCUGUGGGGUGUGUACCCACAUGUCAGAACCAAAUAUUCUCAUGUGCUUGACGUAAGGUUUCUUACCAAACAUCUUCUCAUAGGGAGUACAACCAAUAGGUGAUGACAGUCUCCUAUUAUAGGAAUAAAGGAAACACGAUAAAGCUUCAGCCCAAUAUUUCUCAGGGAGAUUGGCAUCAUGCAGUAAGGUUUUUAGGCCUUGCAGCAAAGUCUGGCUUGCUUGCUCACAAAGUCCAUUCUCCCAUGGAGAUCUAGGACUUGAGAGGCUAUGCUGGAUUCCCUUCUCAGUCAGGAAAGCUUCAAACUGCUGAGAAGUGAAUUCACCACCUCGAUCAGAAAAUAAACAGCCAAUGCGUUUAUUGUGAGCAUUCUCCAACCAAGCACAGAAUGCCUUGAACUUAGGAAACGCUUCUGACAUCUGCUGGAGCAUAAACACAUGAAUGUACCUGGAAAAAGAAUCAAUUAGAACCAUGAAGUACCUUGCUCCACCCAAAGAGGGUGCCAACCAGGUCUGCGUGGACUAGCUGAUAUGGUUUGGAAGCCUGUCUCCUAGACACCUUGCCUUUCGGAGCAACCUUCACCUUGUUUUCUGCACAAGACACACAUUUCAUGUGAAACUUACAGGGCUUGAUGUUCAAACCCUGAACCGUUCCAGGCAUCUUGGCCAGUGCCUGCCAAGACAUGUGACCAAAUUUUCGGUGCGCCUCAUGAAUACAUCCUGCGUGAAGAACUUUGUUAGUUUGUGCAACAUAACAAGAUUCAACACUAGACACAUCAACAGCAUUGUCAUCAUAAGUUAUCAAGAACAAGCCAUCUAUAAACUUCGCAUGCAAAAUGUCCUCUUUGCCCUUCCUGAUGACACAGACGCUCUUCUUGAAGGAAAUCUCAAAGCCUCACCCAGUCAGCUGUGGGACGCUGAGCAAAUUGUCUGCAGAAUCUGGAACAAAAAGUACUUCGCUAAUGGUUGUGUGCAGACUUGCCAGUUUCACUGUCCCGGCUCCUGCAACUCUCAACGUCUUUCCAUCAGCCUGUUGGAUCCCUCCAUCUUGAGGUGUGAAGGAGAUAAACAAGCGUUGAUUUUUCGUAAUGUGCCUUCUGGCUACAGAAUCGACAGCAUAUCUGGCUUUGGCCUUUGGAGCAGCAGUGCCAGCAAACAAAACCUUGUUUUCCACCAGCCUGGGCUGCUGCUUGCCCCCCUGCUCCUGGCCAUCUGCAGGCUUUUGUCUCUGUUUACAUCUCGCCUUCUGGCCUCUGCAAAGGCUGCCGACUCCUUGGCUCCCCCUGGAGGCUGGAAUGCUGUCUGGGAUGACGUAACAGUCAGCUCCCCCUGCAGCUUGCAAUCGGUGCCCUCGGCAUCCCUGCAAUCACUCUCAAUCUGGGAAACAGCCAGGACCUCCGAGGCAGUCAAACUCUGUGCUGGAGACGCUGUCAGAUGGGCUACUUUCAAAGCAUUUCACAUCUGACUUGCUGUCGUGUUGCCAGCCAAUGUUACAAUUUCCUCCAGAGAGACGGACAAGACAAUCACAUCUAUGGCCCUUGAAUCAUCGGCCCUCCAUCUAUCUGUCAGAGGAACUGGAGGCGCUUCAUACACAGUGUGCCACACUCCAAACUGUCUCAUCUGGCCCUCGCAGUACCUUGCCCAGGUCUGAUAGUUGUGGCCAUUAAGCUUUGGGCACGGAACCCCAUCUUAGGCUUGUAAAAGCUCCAUUUCAGCUCUUUACUUCAGCCAUGAGCCUUAUUCCCUUCAAAAGCUCCUUAUCUUUGGCAGGUUGUAAAUUACGAGGCCUGCUUGCUCUCUCUGCCAGCCUAAUUAGUUGGCUCGGACUUCAAAGACUCUGUUGCGGCACAGAAAAGUCUUGCUUUUCUCCACAUACCUCUCGCAGUCUUCAGCAGUCUUACUCUCCUGUAAGCACCGUGAAUCUGGGCCCAUAACCUGUUGUUGGGAUACUGCCAGGGAGACGGAGGCAUCAGGCAGCCUACACGUCGUCUCCAGGCGAUCACCGGUCUCCCGUGAAACUGUUGGGAUAUGAGUACAACGCAGCUGCAAACAAGCAGCUCGAUGUUUACAUCACAUGAUGUGGCUAGUCCUGGGAAAGAAUGUACCAGGCAGUUCACAGGGAUUUGUUCUGUGUGUAAUAUGAGACCUUCCUGUUGCGUGUGUGAAGGAAGUCUUAGUCAGUUGCUUGGAGGAGACUGAACUGAACGGACAUGUUUUUGUACAGAUGUAAAGUCAGAAAUAAACCGUAGAAAUGUAAAUGACUUUCUGACUAUCUUCUUUCCCCUGCUAGUAUGCAAGGGGAGAAGGGGGUGUGCAUCUUCCACGCUGGGGGAUGUCGCCUAUCAAGACCUCUCUGGACUGCCGUGAUACCAGCCGAAGUAGGUCACCGGAGACAAGCCCCGGGAGCCAGCUGACAGACUGUUGGAUUUUUACUCUUGUAGCUGAGAGCUGACACUUGGAAUCAAGAUGGAUGCCAAGCAAGGGGCGGGUUUGCCUUAUCCACCCCCCCUAACUAAUGACAAUUAUUCCUCAUGGUCUUUGAAAAUGAAAGCCCUACUUCAGAGACAGAGAGUAUUUGGGGUGAUUGAAAAUCCCAUCCCAGCAGCUCCCACAAGAGCUUGGAAUGAACAGAAUGUGAAGGCCAGGUCGGCUAUCAUCUUAUGUGUUUCUGACCAUCAACUUGUGCAUAUUGCGGAUUUGGAAUUCGCGCGUGAGAUUUGGCAAACGUUACAGCGAAUUCAUCAGAGAGAUGCCGCUGGCACUGCGCUGCUGCAUUUUGAGAAACUCACAAACAUGAGACUGAAGCCUGAUGGCGAUGUGCAAGUGCCUUUGACAGAGAUGAAAUUUCUACGCUAGCAGAUGGCGCAAAGAAAUUUUCCUCUUCAGGAAGAAAUAUUCUGUUUUAUGAUUAUUAACAACUUGAACCAGACUUACAAAACCGUUGCAAGUCAACUUGGUUCUCUACCUGCUGCGGAUCUUACGGUGGAGAGAAUUUGUUCCGUGGUUCUGAAUGAGAGAGACCGACUUGCUGCAAUAGCUGUUGCUGAUGGGGGGAGUGAAGCUCGGAGUUCAAGCACCCCCCACUGUUACUGCUACAGAGGAGCAGGCUGUAGCUUUGAACGUUGUUCGUUCUUACAAUUGUGGCCAGCCUGGGCAUGUUCAGAGGAACUGUAAAAGGCCACGUCAACAGAAAGGAGCCAAAGGGGGCUCUGCAAAGCCUGAGGCUUCAGGCAAGGGUCGUGCCAAGUCGCAGGCAAGACCAGCAAAGGCUUUGAUGUCGCCAAAAGCCACAUCAUCGGUAGAAAACGCGUUUAUUAUCAACGCUGGAGCGACCAAGCACCUCACGUCACGCCAGGAAUUGUUUUCUAUGUUUGAGAAGCAACGCUUCACUGUGAUUCAAGCCAACGGUCAGGAGAUGGAAGCUACCGGAAUUGGAACUGUUUAUCUGGAGAGUCUGAACUUGACUAUAAGUAAUGUUUAUUAUGUUCCGGACUUAAAGUUCAAUUUGUUGAGUGUUUCUCAGAUGACAAAGAAAGGGCUGAUGUUGUCCUAUGAUAAGCAGAGUUGCAAAAUCUUUAAAGACGGAGAGCUGUAUCUUUCUGCCAGAGAGAAAGAUGGACUUGUAUCUAUUGACUUUUGAUGAGUCUGAUUACAGAGUGUCUAAUGCAUGUGAUACUAUGAUGUUUUCUCUUGCAGGUGUAUCGAAAAAAGCCACGGGAAGAAAGACAACAAAGAUUAACAGUGUUUUUCAGCGAGUGUAUGCUGAUGUAAUUGGUCCUCUAGCACCAUCUAGAGGCAAUGCUAAAUACUAUCUUGUGUUUGUUGAUCACUAUUCUCAAUAUGUAUGUGUCAGGGAACUGCCAUCGGAGCCAGGGGGAGAGGGAGGGCUCCAGAGGGAUUCCGGAGAGCGUCCCGGGAGGGAGAAAAGCAGCACAUCUUCUGGGGAAGGAAAUCAGCGUAGCACCAGUGGAGAAGGGGGGCAGAUGGGGGAAUCGGCGAGGUGGCUCCAUGACUCUUCGCUGGGGACCAGCGGGGAGAGCACGGGUCCUCCGCUGCCCACACCCUCCCUGCGCAGAAGGCUUCCGCGCAGGGAGACUAGGCGGAGACUAGGCGUCAAAGAACUUCUUUGCUGGAAGAAGUUCAAGAAACGCCCACUGACAGAUUCUGCCAGCGAUUGAGACAGCCACGAGCGAGUGGCUGUCCGGACAGAAAAGGUUCACUCAGGCAACCUAGCCAGGUGUGGCGCCGAUUUACGCACGAGCAACCCCUAGAACCAUUACAGUAUGGCUAUAUGUAUUGCAAUCACCAAAAGAAACCUUAGCAAGUUUUAAAGAGUUUUGUGAUAAGGUUAAGACUGUUCAUGAUGCUAAUAUUGAUUAUCUUUUCACAGAUGAAAAGCCAAUUUUUCUUUCACAGGAUUUUCAGGAUUUCCUGGAGAAACGAAGGAUAGAGCAUAAGAUUGCUGUAUCUGAAGCUUCAUGGAACAAGAGUGUGUAUGUAAAGGUGAACAAAGAGUUGCAAAAUGGCAUGAGAGCACAAUUGCUGAGUUCACAUUUGCCACAUGAGUUCUGGGCUGAAUCUUUAUCCUCUUUUUGUCACACUUGGGUGAGAAAGGUUUCAAAAGGUAUGGAAAGUUCUCCUUUUGAGAAGCUCUUCCACAGGAAACCUUCUGCAACACAUUUUAAGGUUUUUGGAUCUCACGUCCAUACAGAAACUCCACAAGGGGUCAGAAAUGCCAAAGGCAUUUUUGUGGGUUAUGAAAAGGGCCUCUACAGAGUAAUUUUGUCUGAAUCUGGUCAGGUGAUUCUCACAAAAUAUCUAGAGAGCACUCCGAGACAGGAGAGAGAGGUUCUCCACACAUUUCCCACUGAUGACAAUGCAGAUGAGUACUCUGAUACUGAGAGUGACAGAGAGAGCUCAGAGAGUUCUGCUGACACAGUCAUUGAGAGGGGUUCACACACAAUGUCUAGUCCUUCACAGGUUAAGGCUGAACUAGAAUUGACUUAACCACUGUUUACUGUUGGGAGUGGUUCUCCAAAAAGUCCAGAGGAAGAACCAGUCAGCAAGGAAAAUCUGCACCUCAUACGCAGGUCUGAGAGAAUGACAAAGGGCAUACCACCCAAAAGGUAUUCUCAAGAGUUUGCUAACUCAGCUGUUGCAUGUGUUACUAUUGUUGACAACUCAAGCCAGGUUAAAGGUAUGUCUAAGUCAAAGACAAAGACACAACUGGGAGUUGCAAAACGUAACACUACCUUCCCUAGCCAAGUCAAUGUAGAAGCACUCAUUCCUUGAAAAACAGACAACCAGAGAGUUACACUGGUGAAACCAGUGGCGGGUAGUUCCAAAGGUGGAACUGAAACAACAGGGGAUUGUUACGUGUAUAACAACUGUUUGUUUUCUUCUCUGGAUCAAGCUUUGUUCGCAGCUAACGUUGAAUCAUAUGGGGGAGUAUGUUGGGAUAUGAGUACAACACAGCUGCAAACAAGCAGCUCGAUGUUUACAUCACAUGAUGUGGCUAGUCCUGGGAAAGAAUGUACCAGGCAGUUCACAGGGAUUUGUUCUGUGUGUAAUAUGAGACCUUCCUGUUGCGUGUGUGAAGGAAGUCUUAGUCAGUUGCUUGGAGGAGACUGAACUGAACGGACAUGUUUUUGUACAGAUGUAAAGUCAGAAAUAAACCGUAGAAAUGUAAAUGACUUUCUGACUAUCUUCUUUCUCCUGCUGGUAUGCAAGGGGAGAAGGGGGUGUGCAUCUUCCACGCUGGGGGAUGUCGCCUAUCAAGACCUCUCUGGACUGCCGUGAUACCAGCCGGAGUAGGUCACCGGAGACAAGCCCCGGGAGCCGCGGAGAGGGGUCAGCCUCUCCCGAGGGGGCAUGUUUUCCAACAGGAACAGCAUCAGUCAAUUAGCGACACGAGCCUCAGAGACAUUCCAAGGCCCGUGCACACCCUUUCAGCAGAGUCUCCACAACGGAAGAUGCAGACAGAAGAGCAUAUUUACAGCUUUAUUCAACGUAGAUCAGAACAAAGGAAAAACAUGACUGCUUGCCUCCGUGUCCAGGAAAACAGCCAGAACAAAAGCUAUAUACAAAACAGAAGUUCCCAGCGAGAGCUGGAAUGAAACGGGGGGGCCACUAGGUGCGCAUUGGAAGAUGGCCGACAAUAACAUCUCUCCGGCCCACACGAGGUAAUUAAGAGGCUGUUAUGGGAGUAUGCAGCCUCCCUUGUUGCCCCAAGGGAAUGGGGAACACUGCCCUUGCCUGCUGUGCCCAUAAAUCACCCCCGAAUUUGAAAGAAGGGGGUGAGGGCACUAGGCAGAAUGCCCUUGUGUGGACUCCGGCUCUCCUGGACGCUGUCUCUGAUCGCGCACUAGCUGCAGCAAAUUGGAAAUAAACAAUUAGAAAGAAGCAAAUGCACAUAUUUCAAGUGAAGAACGGGAGUGAAGACUGCUAAUUGAAGGGACCUCUGCGAAAGAAGAGCAACGGGUUGGAUCAACAGGAAUAUAUCAUGAAGAAUACAUCAAAGGCUUGGAAUGUCGGCAGCGGGACUGGAUGGGGGGGGGACUCUUUUUAUUUUCUUCUAUGUGAUUAACCAAUAACCCCUCCUCAAGAUAGAACCGUUGCUUAACUGAUCCAAGCAGGAUGAUUAAGAACUGUGUGGAAAUGAAUUCUAACCAAAAGUUUGCUUUACGGAGAUUGAGAAAAGAACGAGCUUUUGGAAUGACGCAGCAAUAAAAAACAGAGUCGCCAUGUUGGCUGGUUUUGUCGAAAGAUUUACUACCGGGAGGAGGAAUGGACUUGUUUUCAUACUGGAUUCCUAGCGAACCUCCUCAAAGGACUGAGAAGGGAGCGACAGACCAGUGAAGAUUAACGACGGUAAGAGCGUUUUUAUUUAUGGAAGCGAUGAUAUACAGAAGCCGUCUGAUAUGGCUCUUGGAUGAACGGAAAAAACCUACACAGGAUUACAAUUUGUCUUAACCCGCUUGUGGAGACCAUCAGAGGUCACAAAGAGAAAGGAAAAAUAUAUGAAAACAACAAGAAACAACAAGAAAGGAUUGGAUAGAACUGUGAACAUUAUUUGGACAGAUUUGUGGACUUGAAAGCAGCAGCAAGAAGAUGAUUGGAUCCCCUUCGGAACUUGAAAUAUGGGUAUCCCCAACAAAAAUUUAAAAUUUGGCUUUGUAAUUUGUAAUUUAUGUGAUUUGAUUUGAUUGGUCGGUUAAUAAAAAUUAUUUUUUUUUAAAAAGAGAGAGAGAGCUGGAACGAAACAGGCAUGUGAUACACAACAAUCAUGCCUGACCAUUUAAGGUGGAACGGAACUAUAUCCUAACAGUUUCCUCCAUUCUUUGAUCCUUUGCUGGUGCCUUCCCUUCUUCAGCCUAGGCAGGGACAGGGAACCUGUGGCCUUCCAGGUGCUGUUUGACUUCCACUUCUGUCAUCCCUAACCGUUUGCUUGGACUGAUGGGAGUUGGGAGUCCAGCAACAUCUGGAGGGCCACAGGUUCCCUGUCCUUGCCCUAAUGGCAGCUCUGGGCAAGCAGUAGGCAGCAAGAGAUGGGUGGCUUUUGGCAUACCUUGUGCCAGAAUUCCAGCCAUUCUCUGUGGGAGAAAAGAGCCUGCUGCUCCUGUGCCUCAGGAAGUUGGCCUCUCCCAUCCUGAGAGUGGAGAGAGUGGGGAAAUGAGAGGCAGUAUGUAUCUAAGACUGUACUCUCUGUUUAAAUGUGGGAAAGAGGAACCCAGCAUUUUUGCAUCCAUGCAGUCCAGAAGAGUUGAAUUUUGUGCCUGCCAAAAGUAGCCUCCCCUCACCUGGUGCCUUCUAGAUGCUGCAUGGUCCCAGUUCCCAUCAACCCCAGCCAGCACUGCUGACAGUCAUGAGUCAUGGGAAUUGUAGUCUAAAAACAACUGGAGGGCACCACAUUGGAGAAGGUAGCUCUAAAGGACAAGGAUUGAGCACUGUGCAUAAGUUCCCUUAUUAUGCACAAUUUAUUCCACUGUUUGGGUUUUUUGUGUGUCUGUCAUUUAUUCUACCUUUGCUGAUCCUGGGAGGGGCUGAUGAGCUAUGCACCCCAACCCCUGGAAAUCUUACAUUCCGACUUCUGAAACAUAAGAGACCCAGCUUACUUGCACUGCCAGAUGCUUCUCUGCACCUAAAAAGGCUAGAUGCAUGGGGUUUUUCAAAACAGGAGCUGUCAUUCUUGCAGAGCUACAUUCCUCACCCAGCCUGAGCCGUCUGCACUCCUGUAGCAUUGCAGCAUAACACAGCCCCAUAGUGGUCUCUAAAUUUCUAUCGGCUUCUGCCAGGUGUUCCUCCAGGCAUCUACAUGCUGGGCUUCUUUUGCAGCCCGUGGUUGGGUUGCUAUGGUAAUGGCUGUCCAGCAAGUGAACUGGGCACAGGGAAGGCUAGGGAGCAAGCUUGUGCGUGCAGAGUUCUUUGAGCCCGUGGCAUUUCCCCUCCCUCACUUCCCUCUCCAUUUCCCGUAUCCCUUGUUUCAGAGGGGAAAGAGAAAAUUGGCUGUGACCUUCUGCUCAACCCUCCCGGGAGCUCUGAUCAGGAGGACGAUGAGCAGGACUCGGGCCACCUCAUGUUUGAGUUCUCCAACAAGCCGUUGCUCCCCUGCUACAACCUGGAAGUGUCUGUCUCCCAGGGGUGAGUAAUGGCGGCAUCUCCUUGUUGGGAGAGCUUGGGGAGCUUUUGAGAACAGGCCAAAUUGUACCACCCCACUACUCCCUGGGAGAAAGAGGAGCCCUGAAGUCCAAAGGCCAGUGUCAUUGGAAGGUGGUGAGCAGGAGGGAGGGAAGGACGGGUCUGUUGCAGACAACAGCUUUUGAGAGCCUUGGAGAAAGGAUGAGGAGACAUGCAUUUGCUUGCAAGUCAGCUUUCCCUUUCCUUCUCCAGCUCACACAGGCACAGCAAGGUUUUGCCAGCUUCUCAAGGAGGGGAGGGGCAUUCAGAGAGCCUGCUGUGACAAAUGAGAGACUGGCAAACCAUGACAAAAUAACAGGCUUUGGGGGGGGGGGUAUAUGAUGCCUAUUCUGCAUAUUAAGCAUGGAAGUGGUGGGAGCUCCGUGGUUCCAAAAGGAUGGGGGUGAAGGCAGGCAGGGUCGUGGCCAAGAUCCUGCAUCUGCAAAAGCACCAUUCCAAACUGCUGGUGCUGCAGUCGUUACAAUGCUGUGACCCAGAUAAAGGAUGCAAAGGAAGCAGAUCUCAGAAUGUCUUGUGCUUUUGCGUCAUUGGUUCUGUUUUUUAUUAGGCAGAAGCUGGGGGAGGGAUGAGGGAGGGCCGCACAGCAUAGAGACAAGCUACCCACUACCUGACCCAAGUCCUGCCUCCCCCCUCCUCUGCCCAGCCCAACUGCUGAGAUGUCAGUAGGGACAGGCUGCAGUGUAUUCAAGCAUAAUGGGCACCCAUGAGGGUUAGAAGCAUGGUGUUCAAAAACAAAGCACUACCAUCCUUUUCACUUACUUGCACCAGGCAGUUGUAGCCGUGGGUGAUGUGAGGUGGGUGCUAACGGCUGGGGAGAGAGGAUGCUUGGAGUUGCAGCGCAAGCACUUUUUAAGCUAGCAGGACCAGUGGCCAGGGAUGAUGGGAAUCAUAGCCCCAAAACAGCUGGAUACCCACGUUUGGGGAAACACGGCACUAGAAGAUAGGGCAGUUGCUCUGAGUACAUUAGGGAUGGGGAACAUGUGGCCCCCUAGAUGUCAUUGAGCUCCAACUCCUGUUGGCCCCAGCCAGUUUGGCCAGUGGGAAGAAUAAUGGCAGUUGUGAUCUAGCAACAUAUGGGGAAAAUGGGCUUCCAUCAAGAUGGGAUGGUGUCGCUUAUGGGUAGGUUUCAACCCUUGCAUUUCAGCUUUUAGAACUUUGACUGUGGGGGUGGGAGGGGGAGAGUGAAAUGGAGAACAGGGGAGGGAUGGGCACAGAGAGCAUGUCCCUACUGACCACCACGCUUCUCCCCUUUGCCCAGGCCCUGCAACUGGUUCCUCUUCUCAGACAUGCUGAAGCGGAUGAAGCUCUCGUCCCGCAUCUUCCAGGCCCGUUUCCCACACUUUGAGGUGACCACCCUGCCCAAGGUGGAGUUCCAGCGCCAGGUGUUGUUGAGCCAGGUGCUGGCCCCAAAAGAAAUCCAGGAGCACAUGGCGCCCCCCUUGCCUCUGGGUGCUGCAGAGACGGUGGAGCUGGUGCGCCACGAGCUGGAGCUGGCUCGGCUGCUGGGCUCGGAGGUGAUGUUGGAGGCCUGGAGCAGCUGAUGGGGGGCUGGGCAUUCCCCUCUGUCGGCGUCGGACUGCACUGCAAGGCAAUAAUCUGGACCAAGGAGAGAAGGUGGCCUUCUCGCCAGCAGGGCUUCUGUCUGCCUGGUCCUCCCUGACGAACUGCAACGGAUGCUCACCGCCUGCCCUCCUACCUUCCCACCAACCCUGAGGGUAGGAAGCUGCCAUCCCCUGUGCCCUGGACUCUGCACUCGUUCACCUGCUGCAGGGCCUCGGUGGCUUGGAAGCCUCUCCAUGGAACUGCGUCUCUUUCCCCACCCCAAGCUCUUCAAGAGUAUUUAUUUAAAUUAGUAUUUAAUUUGUGGUGUUCUUUUUCUUUUUUGUUCUUGCUAAGUCUGUAUCACUGUGAUUCGGGGGGGGGGGAGUGGAGAGACAGGGGACAACUUCCUGCAGCCACCAUCGCCUCUGGGAUUCCCCUGAGUGACUAAGCUGGGCCUUCCUUUCUCCUGUCCUCCAUGAAAUAGCGAGAGGGAGGCUAUUGUUUCUUCUCCCCCCUCUGUUUUAGAGACACCCAGCUUCUGUUGGGUGAGUAGGAGCCAACCUUCAGUUUCCACAAUAAAUUAUUUGAGGGGCCG
Messenger RNA from Podarcis lilfordi (Lilford's wall lizard), 14906 nucleotides. The record is from the annotation of a GenBank genome assembly. NCBI's taxonomy places the organism in Eukaryota, Metazoa, Chordata, Lepidosauria, Squamata, Lacertidae.